Molecule: messenger RNA, 2038 nt
Organism: Lytechinus variegatus (green sea urchin)
Lineage: Eukaryota; Metazoa; Echinodermata; Echinoidea; Temnopleuroida; Toxopneustidae
Gene: cpped1
Product: serine/threonine-protein phosphatase CPPED1-like
Exons: 6
Coding region: 425-1336 (303 amino acids)
Molecular function (GO): hydrolase activity
Source: RefSeq, a predicted model, not a curated record
AUUUGGAUCAACGCGGCGUUCGACUUCGUGGAGAUAUCUUCUUUUUUCAUAUUCGUGUGAAGAACAAAUCCCAACUCGAAGUACUAUAGAGUCUCAGAGAAACUACGUGCAAGCAGUUUGUUCGAUUGUGGGCAUUUAUUACCGAGAUAAGUACUUUGACUGCACUUAUGUGACCUGUACCUGUCGACAGUGUCGAAGCGACGAAGGCGGAGCUGCAGAGCUACGGCUACGCUGAAUUUUGUAGGUUCCGGUACCGUACCAUUCCCUAUCAUCGACCGUGUCGGCACAGAUCACAUGCCGGGGCAAACUACUGCCGGCUCAGACUCGUAGAUCUACGGUAGUGCUGCUUGGCCUUGGAUGGACUUAAGGUGACCGUGGAUUGAGAUUGCUUCAGCUGCACUAGAAUCUACUUCAUGGUUGCUGAAUGAUGGCAGAAUUCAUUGUUAAAGCAAAAGAUCGAAAAUAUGAGGGUUUAGAUGACAAUGAGAAGGGAUGGAAAGGUCCAUUUUGUUUCAUCCAAGGAGCAGAUCCACAGUAUGGUAUGAUAGAUGAUAUGUCAGGAAAGAAACCUAUCACAUGGCAAGCUGAAAUAGAACUCACAAGGAAAGCUAUAGCAGCUAUCAACAGGAUGAAGCCCAAACCCAAGUUCUUUGUGGUCUGUGGGGAUUUAGUUCAUGCUAUGCCUGAUGAUAAUCAGAAAGAAGAACAAGAAGCAGAUUUCUUGAAAGAGUUUGCCAAGGUUGAUCCAAGUAUACCUCUAGUUUGUGUCUGCGGCAAUCACGAUAUAGGCAAUACUCCAACAAGGAAAUCUAUUCAAAACUUCAGGAAUAAAUUUGGGGACGACUAUUUUGGAUUUUGGGCUGGAGGUGUGCGUUGCUUGGUGUUAAAUUCUCAACUCUAUGAAGAUGCUAGCAAAGUACAAGAACUGAAGAAAGAGCAAGAUGUGUGGCUUGAGGCAGAAUUAGAUGCUGCCAAGUCAUCUGGGUGUAAACAUCUAUUGAUCUUCCAGCAUAUACCAUGGUUUCUAAACAAACCAGAUGAAGAGGAUGAAUACUUCAAUAUAGAUCUGGAUAUUAGGAUGCCAAUGUUAGACAAGUUUAUUGCAGCAGGUGUGAACACUAUAUUCUGCGGCCACUACCAUCGGAAUGCUGGAGGAUCAUAUAAGGGAAUGGAGGAGGUUGUGACAUCGGCAAUGGGCUGUCCGCUUUCACAGAGCCCUGCUGGCUUUGAAAUGGGAAAGCAACCCUCAGGUUUACGGGUGGUCAAAGUUCAUGAGAAAAGCAUAUCACACCAGUUCUAUGGUAUGGAUGAUAUUCCAUGUACAGUUGAUCUGUAGCAUAGGUAUCUUGAUAUAAUGUGAAAGAAACUUUUUAUUUUCAGGGCUGAGUCAUAGAAUGUGGCCUUUCCCUGUUCAGAUAGCACUUUGAUGAAAGUGGUCUGGUGUUCUCAUAAUGGGUCUCUCAAUGUGGAAGACAUUCUUUUUAAAAAUAAGGAAGUAAUUCUUUUCAUCUACUUGAUAAACAGCUUCAAGCCUUUGGUUGAGCCGUGAAUGUAAGAUUGAAAUAUAUGUCCUCUUCAUCUGAAAUUAUCAGUUCUUAUGAUGUCUACUAUUAUUAUAGUGUUGUCAGGGAUGCUAGACUAUUAUGCAUGCUUUUUGCUGAAGAAUGUUUCUGCAAUCUCCACUGAAAGGUAGCGAUCACAUAGAGAUUGCAGGCAGUCUGUGCGGCAACAAGUGUACCUUAUUGAGCAAGAAAAUACUGGCGACUGUGGCAAGCAAAUCUUAUUCUAUCUUCUGUUAGAUUAAAACUUUGGAUUCGCCAUUUCGUGUUGUGAGAGUGCUAAAAAGAUUACCAAAAGUCAUAAAUGGCUUCAGUUCUGCAGAUGAUCAAUCAGGGUCCCAUAAUACAAAUAUUAGCAAUUAAUCAUGUAUACGCUUGAUUUCCACUAUUACCGGUAAUUGUAGUGUAUGCAAUCAAUCGUAGAAAAAUGUUCUAUGAUGAUUGCUAAGCUUUGUGUUAUGGGCCCAGGGGUCCGUUGC